UCCCAGGUGCUGCCCCCAGCACAGCCUUUGCUAUGGAUGGCUUGAAUGUCUCCAUUGCUUUCUUUUUCCUGGUUUUUGGGGUGUGCCAGGUGCUCAGGUGGCUUUCCAAGAGGUUUCUGUCCCCUGGAACACAUGGCUGCCUUGCCAGGGAAUUUGCUGGCUCGUUCCAGCUGUGCACGAGCUGCCUUGAGCUGAGGAUGCUGAUGGAGAUCGGCCCCUGGGGUGGUGGCUUUGGCCUGGACGUGGUCCUGACCCUGCUCUUCCUCCUCUCCGCUGUCCACGGCGCCUCUUUGGACGGAGCAUCCGCCAACCCCAGCGUGUCUCUGCAGGAGUUCCUGCUCCUGGAGUGCAGCCUGGCAGCCACGGCGGCCAAGCUGCUGGCCCAGGCCGUGGGUGCAGGGACAGGCUGGGCUGCCACACGGCUCUGCUGGUCCUGGGAGCUGACCCAGCUGCACUUCAUCCAGAACCUGAUCGCGCCCGAGUGCAGCUCCUCCAUCCACACCUCCUUGCCCCACGCCGCCUUUGUGGAAGGCUCCUGCUCCUUCCUCUUCCACCUCGUCCUCCUCAAGGUGCGACAGAGUCACCCCCUGUACCGGGUCCCUGCGCUGGCAGUGACUGUCACCGUCCUGACCUACACAGCUGGACCAUACACGGGAGCCUUCUUCAACCCUGCCUUGGCCACGGCCACCACCUUCCACUGCUCGGGGAGCAGCUUCUGGGACUACAUCCAGGUUUACUGGCUGGGGCCCCUGGCAGGGAUGCUCGCUGCCCUCCUGCUGUUCCAGGGCAACAUCCCACGCCUCUUCCAGAAAAACCUCCUCUACAGCCAGAAGACCAAAUACAAGGUGCCCAAGGUAAAGGUGACAGCGCAGGUGGAGGGUGACAAACCACAGAGGAAGAGGAAAGGGGGGAAGAGCAGCUCGGAGCCCCGUGCCUGAGCCCGAGGUCCCGGCAGCCCUUUUCCUGGGAAAGCGUUUCCCGGUGUGGAGGAUUUUGCAGCUCGUUCAGUCCUUAAAGCAUCACAAAGGAACCCUCGCAGGAUGCCCGAGCCCCUGAGCUCCUUUGGGAAUUGCUUUGAAAGCCUCCCUGGAGAGCCCGAAAUGUUUCAAGCCCACGCUGCUGCCUCAGAGAGAAAACACGGAACACUUUUGCAUGAAUUGCUGGUUUUCUUGUACUGCCAGGAAUCUUACAGAUUGCACUGUGCAAUGCCUGCAAUAACCCCACUGGGUCUCUUGCAGCACUAAAAACAAAGUUUAAGCCAGUAACUGCCUUGGACACUUGGGUUGGGGUGGAAUCAGGCUUUGAUAUUUUGACUUAUUAAUGGAUACUGGUUAAAAAUUGGUGGGUUUUGAGUUAAACUUGACCUGAAGUCCUUGAAUUGCACAGGCUGAACCUGGCAAGUCUUGGAGAGGCAUUAAAAAUCUCCAAGGCAGGAGAGUUCACUGGCCACGGGAGAACCUGCUCCUCUGGGAAUGUGCUUAGCCAGGGUUUUGGUGCUGUAAAGCAUCAAGAAAUGGUGUGCCAAGGGUCUGUUGUUGGAAAAAACCAAGGAGACCCAGGCAGCUGCUGUGCAUCCUUAGACCCUGCUCUAUGUCUACGUGAAAUACUCCUAACUAUAAAAUUACAGUUUGGGGGGGAAAAGAAAUAUAAAAUGCUGUGGUUGGCA
Molecule: messenger RNA, 1666 nt
Organism: Taeniopygia guttata (zebra finch)
Lineage: Eukaryota; Metazoa; Chordata; Aves; Passeriformes; Estrildidae
Product: aquaporin-12-like
Biological process (GO): transmembrane transport
Cellular component (GO): membrane; cytoplasm
Molecular function (GO): channel activity
Source: RefSeq, a predicted model, not a curated record